Molecule: messenger RNA, 1079 nt
Organism: Lycium barbarum (goji berry)
Lineage: Eukaryota; Viridiplantae; Streptophyta; Magnoliopsida; Solanales; Solanaceae
Exons: 5
Coding region: 1-921 (306 amino acids)
Source: RefSeq, a predicted model, not a curated record
AUGAAGGAGAAGUUUGAAAUUGAUUUGGACGAGCAUUACGUGAAAGAUAGUUGUGAGGAUAUUUUGAAAAAUAGAAGUCGGCAAUGGCGAUACAAGUUAAAACAGCUAUUUGAAAGCGCACGUUCGGAGGAAGAAGCUCGUAAAAUUGAAGUGCCAGAGUUGACUCGAGAAAAUUGGAAUAAGCUUUGUGACAUGUGGGUUGAUCCAGAGCAUAAGAAACGAUGCGACAUAAAUAGGGCCAAUCGAAGUAAGCUUAAAACUAAUCAUUUCAUGGGGUCAAAAGCGUUUGUACCGGCUCGUGCUGAACUUGCUGAAAAUGGAGUAGAGCCUGAUAGAAUCGAGUUCUACAAGAGUACUCAUUACUCGACUGAAAAAGGAUGGUCAUCUCUAGAGGCUGAGACAAACUAUAACACCAUGAAAGAUUUGAAAGAUAUAUAUACUUCGGGAGAGCCAGGAGAGCCUUGCAUGACUAUUGAUCAAAUUAUGGAUACUGUACUUGGUACAAAAUCGGGGUACAUAAAAGGUCUCGGUUAUGGUCCGAAACCUGCUACUACCAGAGCCACACAAAGAAGAACAGCAGAGUUAGAAGACUCCCUUAGAAAGACGAAAGAGGCAGCUGCUAGUGCCCAGCAUGAUUUACAGAAACGAUUAAAUGCAGCUGAAGUUGUGGUAGAAACCCAGCAGUCCAAGAUAGAAAACCAGCAGUCCCAGAUAGAAACUCAGCAGGCCCAGAUACAAGCAUUAAAUUCUCAAUUGGUUACUUUAGCAGCACGCCAAGAGGAAAUGUUUAAAAAAAUGCAACAUUUUGCUAGCUCAUCGCCAUCAAGGUUAGAAGUAACACAACUUUACAUGAUAAGUUCUAUUUUUGUUCUUUUAUUAUAUAUGCCUCUUAUACAACUGUACUCAUCAAAACUGGAAUAAACAUGAAGGAAAGAGUAGUACUCCUCAUAAAUCUAGCUAGACACUUGAAACAUAAAAAGAGUUACUGCUAUUAGGAGAAGAUAUUAGAAUUGUUGUUGUUGCAGCAGUCUUUAAACUUUGAGAUAUUUAUUUAUCCAAGAUAAUACUCAUUAAUUGGU